Messenger RNA from Argentina anserina (silverweed cinquefoil), 1220 nucleotides. Its product is annotated as glucuronoxylan 4-O-methyltransferase 1. Gene Ontology annotation, cellular component: Golgi apparatus. Lineage: Eukaryota; Viridiplantae; Streptophyta; Magnoliopsida; Rosales; Rosaceae. The coding region runs from base 42 to 938 and encodes 298 amino acids. Gene Ontology annotation, biological process: plant-type secondary cell wall biogenesis; xylan biosynthetic process. The record is from RefSeq and is a predicted model, not a curated record. The transcript has a single exon.
UCUCCCCAGAAUUAAGCACGUAAGACAUAUAUAUCGAAAGCAUGAGUCGACCACCUAAAACCCAUCCAAGUUUCAACUAUAAGCUUCUUCUCCUCGGAGUUUUCCUGGCUUUCGUUGUCCUCUUUGUUCUGAGAUCAAGCUUCUCAUCAUCAUCUGAUCUUAAUCAAAAUUCAUCUACCAUCAUACCAGAGGUACCUUCUGCUAAAGAUUUAAGUACUACUUCUACAAACUGCUCACCAAAUACUACCGGUUGUAACAAGAUCCCAUCCUCUCUAGCGCAAACCAUAAUCCACUACACAACCUCAACCAUCACCCCACAACAAACUCUCAAGGAAAUCACAGUGACAGCAAAGAUUCUAGAGAAAAAAUCACCAUGUAACUUCCUUGUCUUUGGCCUCGGCCACGACAGCCUUAUGUGGAGUGCACUCAACCAUGGGGGCAGGACAGUUUUCCUUGAAGAAGACGAGUCCUGGAUCGAGCAAAUCCGACGCCGCUUCCCCACGUUGGAAUCAUACCAUGUCACAUAUAACAGCAAGGUGAAUGAGGCUGAUAAUCUUAUGGAUGUGGGCAAAGGGCCUGAGUGCACUGCAGUUGGUAGUGAUAUUAAGUACAGCAUGUGCCAAUUGGCUUUGAAGGGUUUACCAAGUGAAGUGUAUGACAUCAAAUGGGAUUUGAUAAUGGUAGAUGCCCCGACCGGGUAUCAUGAUGAAGCACCGGGAAGAAUGAGUGCAAUAUACACAGCCGGAAUGAUAGCCAGAAACAAAGAGGAAGGGGAGACUACUCAUGUUUUUGUUCACGAUGUGAAUAGAGUUGUCGAAGACAAAUUCUCUCUGUCAUUCCUUUGUAAAGGUUACAUGCAAAAACAGCAAGGGAGAUUGAGGCACUUCACUAUUCCUAGUCACCGGGAUGGUUCCGGCAGGCCAUUUUGCCCGGAAUGAUUAGAAUUUUGUUUUUGAAAAUGCAGUUUCGUUUCGAAAUGAAUAUUGUUUCAAGGUUUAUUUGAAUGCCAGCUAGCUGCUGGCUAUGGCAUCUGUGUGUACGUACGUAAGAUGAUGGAGCAGCUUUCAAGGCUAGAGACUACCAUGCGUACAACAAGAAUUUUGACAAAUAAUUUGAUAAGAGAUUAUUGGCUCUCGAGAAAUGCUUUUCGACAUGUAUCAAUAGUGUUUUCCUAGUACAAACAUUGAAACAUAUAAUAGCAGUUGGUUUGACAUUCAUUC